CAUUAUUUGGUUUAUGAUUUACUAGUCCUUACAGGUUGAUUCAAAAACAAUUCCGUCACAUGUACUUCGCCAUUAGCUCGUUGCUUCACACUCAAACAUUACUUUCGCCAUUGCUAGCUCCUCCCUCUCUCCUUCAUCACCAUGUCCUCAACCGCCGAUCAACCGGAAUUGCAAAAAGAAGCAGAAGCUCCGGCCACCGUGACAGAUCCCGGAGACACCGCGAUCCGGCCGGAGGAAUCACCAUCAACCGGCGCGGUAGAUCCGAAGCUUGAUAUAUCCGAAGAAAUUGCUAACGAAUCAGGAGAGGUACAAUCGAGUGUUGCAGAGGCCUCGAAAUCUGACGAGAAAUUGGCGAAAUCUAAUGAGGCGAGUGAUUCAGAUCCCAAUGUGAGUGAUGUACAAUUGAACAAUGCAGAGGCGUCCAAAUUGGUCGAAUCGAAUGAGAUGAGUGAUUCAAAUGCGAAGGUAGAUGAGCUAAAGGAUGAUACAGUUGAAUCGGAGAGCAAUUCGAAGCAGCUAAAAAAAGAUGAAGGUAGCCGAACAUUUACAAUGAGAGAGUUGUUGGAUGAAUUGAAGAAUGGCGAUGCUAAUGAUGAUUCUGAAGCGGAAAGACGCGAAGGCGAUACUCCUCACAGUCAACAGAGCAAUCAGCAGCAGACAGACAGUAAUGCUGCCUUGGAGUUGAUUAACAGCGUCACAGGUGCUGACGAGGAGGGUCGAUCUCGCCAACGGAUUCUAACAUAUGCUGCCCGGAGGUAUGCUAGUGCACUAGAGCGAAAUCCAGAAGAUUAUGAUGCGCUUUAUAAUUGGGCACUGGUUCUUCAGGAAAGUGCAGACAAUGUAAACCCAGAUUCCACUUCACCUUCAAAAGAUGAUUUGCUGGAAGAGGCGUGCAAGAAGUAUGAGGAGGCAACCCGUCUUUGUCCUACGCUCAAUGAUGCUUACUAUAACUGGGCCAUUGCAAUAUCUGAUCGAGCGAAAAUCCGGGGUCGUACAAAAGAAGCUGAAGAACUUUGGAAGCAGGCAACAAAGAACUAUGAAAAAGCUGUCCAGCUCAACUGGAACAGUCCACAGGCAUUGAACAACUGGGGACUUGCCCUGCAGGAACUCAGUGCAAUUGUUCCUGCCAGAGAAAAGCUGACAAUUGUCAAAACGGCAAUUAGUAAGUUUCGUGCAGCGAUCCAACUGCAAUUUGAUUUCCAUAGGGCAAUCUACAACCUUGGAACUGUUCUGUAUGGAUUAGCAGAAGACAUGUCAAGAACAGGGGGAGCUGUUAACGCUAAAGAGAUUUCUCCUAAUGAGUUGUACAGCCAGUCUGCGAUUUACAUUGCCGCUGCACAUGCACUGAAACCAAAUUACUCGGUUUAUACAAGUGCCUUGAAGCUUGUGCGAUCUAUGCUACCUCUACCCUACCUAAAGGUUGGAUAUCUAACUGCACCACCUGCUGGUAAUCCGCUUGCACCACACAGUGACUGGAAGCGUUGUCAGUUUGUUUUGAAUCACGAAGGACUUCAACAGAUCAGUAAAGUUGAUCAACGCCACAUGUCAAGAAGCCUUUCAUCAAAUUCAGCAGAUACGAGUCCUAAUAGACAAGCAAUUAAAGUUGAUGUGCCUGAUAUCGUCUCUGUAUCAGCAUGUUCCGAUCUUACAUUACCACCUGGUGCAGGCCUCUGCAUUGAUACGAUUCAUGGACCAGUUUACAUGAUCGCAGAUUCAUGGGAAUCUUUGGACUGGUGGCUUGAUGCGAUUCGUUUGGUUUACACAAUAGGUGCAAGGAGCAAGAGUGAUGUUUUGGCAGGCAUCAUCACUUCAUAAGCUUUUUGCCUGUGAUUAUAUGAUCAACAUCGAGGGUGGUAUUCCUGCUAGAGAAGCCUGAUUUAUUAGCCUCUGGAGUCUGCAGCUAAUGUACACUUGUAUAUUAAUUCAAUUUUUCUCAUGAAAUGAGGUUCAUUGACGUUUUUCUUUUAAGCGGAUGUACGUCAUAGGAUUACAAAUAUUUGGGCUCGUACUGAUGUUUCAUAGAUGUGGAUUAGGAAGAAACUUUGUCAAAUUUAUACUUAGAGGCUUCUUAUAGUUUGGCUAACGGGUUCCAUCGUCUAUUGAGUUGAUUCGCUCAUUCAAAUUGAAAGAGGAAAUGCUGCAUAGCUAAAUUAGUUAUGCAUUUGGUAAUGAUUUAAGAUAUAUUCAGACAUUGUAAA
Molecule: messenger RNA, 2198 nt
Organism: Nicotiana tabacum (common tobacco)
Lineage: Eukaryota; Viridiplantae; Streptophyta; Magnoliopsida; Solanales; Solanaceae
Product: protein HLB1
Molecular function (GO): protein binding
Source: RefSeq, a predicted model, not a curated record